UUACACCUUUAGUGUCAGUUGGUUUCGUCGAUCCCACUUCUGCACGAGUAUUAAAUAAAAAGCGUGUAACAUUUUGAACCGUGUUUGUUUGUACUCAUGCACAUGUUUAUUUAUUGUUAUUUACUGCAAACUUCGAUUUUGGAGUGUCGAUGUGCUGUUUUCGCUCACUCUCAGGACAUGUGUACGCGCACUUGAAUAUUACGGCAAAGAAAAAUAAAUAACUGCAUGAAAUCGGUUAAAAAUUGAGUAUGAAAACAGCAAAAACAUUUAGCAACGAUUGUUUAUAAAUGAAACGUCGUAUAUUUCUUGUUAACGCCGCUCUUUUUAGUUUUAUCAGAGAUUAGGAAAUAUUUUUAUGGGUUUGCGAUAGUGCUUUUAGCGCGUUGCUUUCCUCACAUUUCAUUGAAUUCAAUAGGAAGAGUCGAUUUACUAGAAUUUGAAAAUACAGAAAUAGGUACACAUGUAGUCUAGAAGUGCUUGUGCUGGUGGAUUAGUCGGUGAAAUUGUGAACAUUGCCUUACCGCAAACGAACGGAUGUGUUUUUGUGAAUCGUUAGAGAAACAGUUUUAUUGUGUACGGAAAGGAAACUCGCCGAAAGUUUGUUUUGAAGCUCGUGAUAAAUAUCAUAAUGGAAAAGGUCUUAAACACAUUAUGCGGUCGAAGAGGUUCCCGUGUGAGUACAAUUAAUGAUUGGCUACAAAUCAAAAUUGGCGGCGAUGAGGAGGUGAAGAAGAAAAAGGGCCGACAGCAAUUAAACCGCAUCAAAUCCACAAAAUAUACACUAAUUACAUUCCUGCCACAAAAUUUGCUCGAACAGUUUCGACGCAUAGCGAAUUUUUACUUUCUAAUUAUGACUAUCAUAUCACUCUUAAUCGACAGCCCGGUCUCUCCGCUGACAUCGUUGCUACCGCUGGUUUUUGUGAUCGCAGUGACUGCCGCUAAGCAGGGCUAUGAAGAUUUCUUACGGUACAAAACCGAUAAUGUUGUUAAUCGUUCGCCAGUGACGGUCAUACGUAACGGUGUGGAAGCAAACAUUCAAUCGCAAUAUGUCUGUCCAGGCGACUUGGUGGUGGUGGAGCGCGAUUGUGAUGUGCCCUGUGAUUUGGUGUUAUUGCGUAGCACCGAUCCACAUGGCAAAUGCUUUAUAACGACCGCCAACUUGGAUGGUGAAUCCAAUUUGAAGACGUUGAUGGUACCACGUGAUUUGCCGUUGGUCGAUAUAAACCAUUUGCACAAAUUGGGCGUCAUCGAGUGUGAGAAUCCUAAGACUGAUCUGUAUAGUUUCAAUGGUAAGAUAGAACUGGCCGGUGGCGAGGGGCGCGUGCUGCCACUUUCAACCGACAAUGUGCUGUUGCGUGGCUCACGCGUCAAGAAUACCGAAUGCGUUAUUGGGUGUGCUGUGUACACGGGCAUGACUACCAAGCUGCAGCUGAACAGCCGGCUAACGCGCAAUAAGUCUGCCUCUAGUGAGAUAUACGUGAAUCGUUUCUUGGUCGUGGUGCUGAUGUUGAUGAUAGGGAUCGUUACUAUGUUUUACUUCUUCAAACGUUAUGAAGAGAUUUUUGUGAUACCUAAGCUUGCAUAUUUGGGUCCUGCUGCUGACGGCUACAGUGUCAAACAAUUCCUGCAGGAUUACCUCUCUUUCUUGAUACUGUUUAAUUACCUCAUUCCAAUAUCGUUGUAUGUAACCAUUGAGUUGCAACGUGGUAUUAGUGGGUUGUUCAUGGAGUGGGAUCUGCAAUUGUAUGACGAAGCAACCGACGAACAUUUUAUAGUAAACACAUCCAAUUUAAAUGAAGAACUUGGUCAGAUCAACAUUUUGUUUUCGGAUAAGACCGGCACAUUAACGAAAAAUGAAAUGGUUUUCCAACAGUGCUCGAUAAAUGGACGAAAGUACACCUUUAAAAAGACACGGUUGCUGGAAGAUGGGAGCGGCGCAUUGAUAGACAUAAACAAGUUCAAUAAAGACCAAAGAGCAUUCUUUGAAGCAUUGGCUAUAUGUCACACCGUUCAAGUAGCAGGGGAAUCAAACGCUGAUGGUACCUUAGAAAUUGAAACACCCGACAAAGAACUUAAUGGCAAAAGUGGGCUGGCUAAAAUGUACUCCAUUUCCGAUAUCACCGAGGAGAGUCAUAAUUCCAGUCGACAAAGUGGUGUAGAUUCCGAUCAUUCGCAAACAUUGGAAACAAGCCUAUCCAAUAAUCCUGAUGGAACAAAAAAUGAGGGCAUCAUCGCCAAUAGCAUUAUGAACAUGUCCAACGGCACAGGUUUAAGUCGUUCGAAUGGUACGAAUGGGGCAAAUAUGACUUCUGACGUCAAUCCGCUGCUUAACGAAGCAAAUAAAGAAGAGAAACGCAAACGACCGCUAAUUGUCAAACGUAGUCCGAAUUUUACGCGCGCCUCGUCGAGAAUACAUCCAGCGCCAAUGGGGAAUGACGGACAGUUCUCUAUAGAAAUGGUGAGCCGCGCCACUAAUGCAAAUUUGCUAGCAACACCCGGUUCACGACCCACUUCAUUACCCUUCACACGUUCCACAUCAGCCAUCGAUUUGCCAGAUCUGGCAGUUGCACCCUCACCGACUGGACACAAGCGAUCGCACUCUUAUGGCGCACAAAAUGCAUAUUUAACACAACCAGUGCCACAAGGCGGAGUUGUCAUUCGCACAGCUAGUAAUCUGUCGCGUGAGUCUUAUGCAGCACCUAACUUUCAACGUCAACCAACCCUUCUGUUACGUGCGGAGUCACAGCGUCGCAAGAAUGAGAUUGAACAAGUUGUGCACACCCUCGACUAUCAAGCCUCCAGUCCAGACGAAAAGGCGCUCGUUGAGGCUUCCGCCAAUCUGGGGCUCGUUUAUAUGGGUGACGAUGAUGAGGUCUUACGAAUACGUGUCGUACCUCCACACUUGGAUUAUUCGCGACCCUUUAACGUUGGUAAAGUCAACGAAAUACGUUUCAAUCGCUUACAUGUACUGGAGUUCACUUCGGAUCGUAAACGUAUGAGUGUGAUUGUGAAAGACGAGAACGGCACCAAAUGGAUUUACACAAAGGGAGCAGAAAGUUAUGUGUUUCCGCUUUGUGCUAACAAUCAGGCAAAUAAUGUGUCGCGAACCGAUGCACACAUAAGCGAUUUCGCAAGGCAAGGUCUGCGUACAUUGGCCGUAGCGAGGCGACGGGUUGGUGAUGACGAGUACCGCACCUUCAUCGACGAAGUGAAUGUGGCAAACAGUUCGUUGGAAAAUCGAAAGGAGUUGUUAGACCAGAGCUAUGCCAAAAUCGAGUGCAAUCUCGAGUUACUGGGUGCCACCGCCGUUGAAGAUGCCUUACAAGACGAUGUCGCUGACACACUGAUCUCAUUGCAAAAAGCCGGUAUCAAAAUUUGGGUGUUAACCGGUGAUAAGGUCGAAACGGCACUUAACAUAGCGUUGUCAUGUGGUCACAUACCUCCCGACGCUAUCAAGUAUUUUAUAAUCGAUUGUAGAUCGAAGGAGGAUAUGAUGGUGCACUUGAAUGCAUUGGAUCGUGAAAUUAUUUUCGGUAUUGGCGCACAGUGUGCGCUACUAAUCGAUGGAAAGAGUUUAAGUAUCGCAUUGUCCGAGACGCCAGAGAUGUUCCGCGAUAUAGCAAUCAAAUGCACGGCAGUACUUUGUUGCCGCUUAAGUCCAUUGCAGAAGAGUGAAGUAGUAGCUUUGAUUAGAACUUCGUCAGAGGAUUACACAACGGCUGCCGUGGGCGACGGUGCAAAUGAUGUAUCAAUGAUACAGGAGGCACAUGUGGGGCUCGGCAUUAUGGGGAAAGAGGGUCGGCAAGCGGCACGUUGUGCUGACUUUUCUUUCGCCAAAUUUUCGAUGCUGAAACGUUUAAUACUAGUACAUGGACAUUAUCAUACGACGCGCCUGUCUCUCUUAGUGCUUUAUUUCUUCUAUAAAAAUAUCGUAUUUAUGGGCAUAAUAUUUCUGUUUCAAUUUUAUGCGCUGUUCUCAACGCAAUCCGUGUACGACUCUCUGUUUCUGACCCUUUACAAUGUGAUCUAUACUUCGUUGCCGAUUUUAUUUAUUUCUCUUACAGAGAAAGCUUAUAGCGAGGAAACGCUUUUGAAGCAACCAGAACUUUAUAAAAAAAAUAUAAACAACAAGGGACUUCAUUGGCAGUACUUCAUCGGUUGGAUACUUUUUGCCGUCUACCACACAUUGAUCACUUACUACUUCACAUACUAUGUGUUUGCCACAAACAAUAUUCUACUAAAUGUUGGCCAGCCGGCGGAGUUUUCUUGCUUUGGCACUUUGCUCAUUGAGAUCGUUGUUGUUGUGGUCAACUUAAAACUGAUGCUACAGUCCAAGUACCUGAGCUAUUGGUAUAUAGCGACGAUUUUGGGCUCCAUAUUGACGUUCAUGAUAACUACUGUUAUCUAUAACGUAAUUGACUUCGACUACGACACCGAUAUCUAUUGGGCAUAUAACAAAUUGCUGUGUUCGCUACCCGUUUGGCUGUUCACUAUAAUCACAGUUAUUGCUUGCCUGUUGCCGGAUUAUGUAAUAAGAAUUAUACCGAGAGUGAUUAAUUUUCCGAAACACUUUCGCUUUUUUCCGAACGCGGGACGUUUAAUCACGCGACGUAACAUGCAAACGACACAUUUAUGAGUUGCAGUCAACUACCGUUAUAUAUGUGUAAAUAUAUAUUGUUGCUCAAUAUUUUUUUAAUCUGUUACAUAUAUCGUCACCUAAAAUGAAAAUAACGACCAUCACUUUUCAUAAGUUUACAGGCGAAGGAAAAACUCAUAUUGAACAAAAUUUCAGUUUUGGUUAUAAAAUGGUUAUAUAUUGGUUAUACAUUGGUUACAUCUCAUAGUGGAAGUAAUAAAAAACCCAACUUCGAUAUUUUGAUGAUAUCUUGUUUUGCAUUUUAAGUGGCGAUAUAAUUUUAUAUACAAUAAUAUGUAAUAUACCGAAGUUGGUAGCUUACUUUUGAAUUUAACUGUAAAUUUGAACCGGUUUUAUUAAUGCUCAGUUUAAAGUUAAUGCAACCUAAAUGAAAUAAAUGUGCCAGAUUUUUGUGUUAAAUUAUCUUGUAGAUAUGUAUGUGCGAUCGCAACCUCGCUUCCUACAUUCUUUAAUACGUAUGUAUGUAUGUGUAUUGAUAGUAUUAUUGUAAAUUAAAUAAGCGUUGAAUUUAAGGAAGUAUGCCUUAAGGUGAUUACCAAAUAUAGUUACGUAAUUAUUAUUUAUAUUAUUUUUAUAUAUAUAUUAUAUUUAUUAUACAACAUGUGUAAAUAUAUAUUUAUAAAAAAUUUUGUUAGCUUGUUAAUUUAUGCCAUGACAACUACUUCCUCCAUGUACAUACUUACAUAUGUAUAGUAUUAGAACAAAAUUUUUCGAAGGUCGAAAAAAAUGAAAAGCAUUGUCAAUAUUUUAAUAAAAGAAAAACAAUGUUUUGGAUGUGAACGACUUUUUAUUAAUUAAUUAUUAUUAAUAUGUAUAUAUAUUUAAUAAAUAUUUAUUAAUAAAUGAUGAUGUUGAGCAAAACAAUGUCAAGUGCACAAUAUACAAGA
Messenger RNA from Bactrocera dorsalis (oriental fruit fly), 5544 nucleotides. RefSeq names its product phospholipid-transporting ATPase IF. Gene Ontology annotation, molecular function: ATPase-coupled intramembrane lipid carrier activity; ATP binding; ATP hydrolysis activity. The transcript has 11 exons. The coding region runs from base 629 to 4636 and encodes 1335 amino acids. NCBI's taxonomy places the organism in Eukaryota, Metazoa, Arthropoda, Insecta, Diptera, Tephritidae. Gene Ontology annotation, cellular component: plasma membrane; endoplasmic reticulum; trans-Golgi network. The record is from RefSeq and is a predicted model, not a curated record. Gene Ontology annotation, biological process: phospholipid translocation.